This is a messenger RNA of Desarmillaria tabescens, 936 nucleotides long. RefSeq names its product Mob1/phocein. The coding region runs from base 150 to 884 and encodes 244 amino acids. Gene Ontology annotation, cellular component: cytoplasm; nucleus. Lineage: Eukaryota; Fungi; Basidiomycota; Agaricomycetes; Agaricales; Physalacriaceae. Gene Ontology annotation, molecular function: protein kinase activator activity. The record is from RefSeq and is a predicted model, not a curated record. The transcript is spliced from 5 exons. Gene Ontology annotation, biological process: positive regulation of protein phosphorylation; cell division; signal transduction.
AAACAAAUGGGAUCCUUUGUCCUGAGCCACCAUCAUCUACCCCAUUCUUACCGUCGGAGCCGUCGCUAAUUAUUAGUAUUACGCGUCGUUCCUUGCCUUGUCGUUGCAUCAAGCGCCCAAUAACCGCCUAUACCCAUUCAGCAAGAGAUAUGUCGUUCUUUGGGAACAAGAACAGAGCUCCCAGCAGGCCGAAACGUUCACCUACGCCCAACUCUGGCACCCUUUCUCGCACGAAUUCUCGCGGUUCUGCAUCCAAUGAAGAGGGCGCCAUAUCCAAACCCCUGUACCUAUGCAGUCCGUUCGCGGAUUCUGCACUCGUAAAGGGAAACUUCAAGACAAUUGUAAUGCUACCAAAAUACGUUGACAUAACAGAAUGGGUUGCUGUGAACAUAUUCGAUUUUUAUACGCAUCUCAAUGAAUUCUACGGUGUCAUCACAGAAUGCUGCACCCAACAGACUUGUCCUACGAUGUCGGCUGGCACAAACCUAAAUUACCUCUGGACGACCCAAGACCGGAAACAGGUUUCGCUUUCUGCUCCUACCUACAUCGACUCGGUCAUGUCUUCAAUACAGACGCUUCUGGACGAUGAAAACGUUUUUCCGUCGAAAUCAGGUCAGCAGUUUCUUCCCACCUUCCCGGCGACCGUCAAGCAUAUCUAUCGUCAACUUCUUCGUGUUUUCGCGCAUAUUUAUCACGCGCAUUAUACGGAGGUGCUGCACUUGCGUUCUGAGCCCCAUUUUAACUCCCUUUUCGCACACUUUUUGGCAUUUGGGUGGAAGUAUGAGCUGUUGGAUGCCAAGGAGAUCAAAGGGGAGCCAAAUGCACCCGUUGGGGUUGGACUGCUAUGGGAGCGAUGGAAGAAUACGGGCAUUCUGGAAGCAUGAUGGAGCACAAGUAUGAGUCAUUCGAUCUGGACGUCAUUAAUAUCAUCACUGU